Messenger RNA from Gadus macrocephalus (Pacific cod), 1079 nucleotides. RefSeq names its product zinc finger BED domain-containing protein 4-like. The coding region runs from base 230 to 853 and encodes 207 amino acids. The transcript has 2 exons. Gene Ontology annotation, molecular function: protein dimerization activity. The record is from RefSeq and is a predicted model, not a curated record. NCBI's taxonomy places the organism in Eukaryota, Metazoa, Chordata, Actinopteri, Gadiformes, Gadidae.
UUAUGAGCGUUAUCUGGAGCAGCAGGCAGCUAUAUACUCUGCAUUGACCGACAAGACCCUAAAGAAAAAUGUCAAAGACAUCAUAACCCUCUCUGAUGAUGAUGUGAGAGUGGCAGAGGAGGUCCUCCAGGUGCUUAAACCCCUUAAAACUGUUACAUCUCUGCUGAGCACUGAAACGUCACCAUCUGUGUCAAUGAUCCUUCCGCUGAAAACAAGGAUUCUAUAAUCCAUGGCUCCAAGUGUGGAAGACAGCACCAUCACUCAAGAUGUCAAGACUGCCAUUAGAGAGGACCUGAAGCCCAGAUACACUUCACCCCCUACUCUACAGGACUACCUCCACAGAUCUACUGCCCUGGAUCCGAGGUUUAAGUCCCUGUCUCACAUAGACCCUGACCUACGCCAGAGGACAUACAGUGACCUCACCACUGAGAUUGUGAGCAGUCUGGCCACUGAAGACUGUGAUGAGGGUCAAGCUGCAGAGCCAACAGGAGCAAACUUGGACACAUCUCCACAAAAGAAGUCGGCGUUGGCAGAGCUUUUUGGAGAGACCUUUGCCAGCAAAGACAUGGACAGCAAGACUCCUGCUGACAUCAUCAAAGAGGAGGUGGCAUUCUACCUGGCAGCAAGCGGCAUUGCAGUGGAUGGUGAUCCACUGACAUGGUGGAAAAGCAAUGAGUGUAAAUACCCUCAUAUUGCUAAAAUGGCAAGAUGCUAUCUCGCUGUGCCAGGCUCUUCAGUUCCUUCCGAGAGAGUGUUCUCAACAGCAAGGGACAUAGUGACUGCAAAAAGGUCCACACUCUCCCCAGACAAUGUAGACACCCUUGUCUUUUUGAAAAAGAAUUUAAAAUUAUAAGCUCAUGUAUGCUUUGUUUUCUUUCUUUAAUUCUUCUUUGAUGAUAAUGCUCUUGUUUCAAGGAAGAUGAUGUGCCUUCUUAUGUUGCACUUUAAUUUGUUUUUUAUUGAUGGUCAUUGGUCCAUGUUUAAAGGAAGAUUAUGUGCCUUCUUAUGUUGCACUUUAAUUUGUUUUUUAUUAAUGGUCAUUGGUCCAUGUUUAAAGGAAGGAGAUAUGCCUUUUUAUG